UCGUCUUCCAAUUUUUCCUAGGAGGAAGUAUAAACUUCCUCCGGCACCUUUCAAACUCAUAAGAUCUUAUUAAUUAUGGCGGAACAACUGUUGUUCGUCGCUUUGAUCGUAACGAUUAUUUCAGGUGUGUCAAGUCAUCAAUGCACUGAUAAUCCUCCAACUCUAAGCGCAACCAGAGGAGCAGGAAAAGUGCAAGAACUUGGAGGUCUCAACUGCUACGUUUCGGGCUCUGCGGAUUCCAAUUUCUCUGUCAUUUUGAUAUCAGAUGUUUACGGAUAUGAGGCUCCUCACCUGAGGAUGCUUGCGGACAAAGUAGCUGCAGCUGGAUUUUAUACUGUAGUUCCAGAUUUCUUUCGUGGAGAUCCAUUCGUAAAUGGGAACCCUCAUAAGCCUUUCCACAUUUGGUUUAAACAUCAUGGAUACGAUCAAGGCUUUGAAGAUGCAAAAGCCAUUGUCAAAGCUAUAAAAAGAAAUGGCAUAAGUAGGAUUGGAGUUGCAGGAUUUUGUUGGGGAGGUAAGGUUAACGUGGAACUCACGAAGCAUGCCUAUAUCGAAGCCGGGGUACUGCUGCAUCCUUCAAAUGUAUCUAUACAAGAUAUUCGGGGAGUUAAGGUUCCAAUUUCAAUUCUUGGAGCUGAGAUUGACCAAUUUUCUCCACCAAAGCUUGUGAGAAAAUUUGAAGCUGUUUUGAAGAAAAAACCCGAGGUUGAUAGCUUUGUGAAGAUAUUUCCCGGAGUUCAACAUGGGUGGACUAUAAGGUACAACGAUGAUGAUAAAUUAGCUGUGAAGAGCGCAGAAGAGGCUCACAAUGCCAUGUUGCAUUGGUUUAUUAAGCAUCUCAAAUAAAUUCAUCCGCAAACUUUCUUA
This is a messenger RNA of Sesamum indicum (sesame), 867 nucleotides long. RefSeq names its product endo-1,3;1,4-beta-D-glucanase. Gene Ontology annotation, molecular function: hydrolase activity. NCBI's taxonomy places the organism in Eukaryota, Viridiplantae, Streptophyta, Magnoliopsida, Lamiales, Pedaliaceae. The record is from RefSeq and is a predicted model, not a curated record.